Molecule: messenger RNA, 738 nt
Organism: Penicillium cinerascens
Lineage: Eukaryota; Fungi; Ascomycota; Eurotiomycetes; Eurotiales; Aspergillaceae
Product: mitochondrial 37S ribosomal protein mS41
Exons: 1
Coding region: 1-738 (245 amino acids)
Cellular component (GO): mitochondrion
Source: RefSeq, a predicted model, not a curated record
AUGGCGAUGCGCAACCCCCAACUACGCGGCCUCCCGUCCCGAAUUAUCCAGUCUGUCGGUCUCUCGCGGCAAUCCAUUCGCCCCUUUCACCGAAAUGUAAUGCCUUCGGUGCCCUCCCCGACCCCAUUCGUCCCAGAUGUCCAGACCUUCCUCACGUUGAUCGGCCGGGAAAUGUCCAAGCAUGCGAGCAAAAUUCCCUCGUGGGAGCAACUUUUCACCCUCAACUCCUCCCAGUUCCGAGAAGCCGGCAUUGAGAAUACUCGCCAGCGACGGUAUCUCAUUCGAAAGCGAGAGAAGUUCAGGAAUGGACUGUACGGUCCCGGAGGAGACCUGGAACGGGUUGUCGACGGCGUCGCCCAAUUGCGUGUGGUGGAAGUCCCCAAUGAAUCCUCAUCGAAGGAUAAAGACCAAGCCGCCAAAUCCGUUAUCACCUCGUCGGCCACAUUGACACCAGGCAUGAAGAAAGCCAUCGUGAACCUCGCCCCCGGUGUCACCGAGUACAAGCACUCAGCAUCGGCACAGUUGAAGAAGUUUGCGCAUAUGAAGAUCCACCGUGGUUCAAAGAUCAUGGGCCCAUACCUUGAGCCGGUCAAGGGAAGUCACGGCUCUGCUGCAACCAUCACCGUCCAGGAAGGCAUGUGGGAAGACAAGCGGGGACAAAAGGUCGACGGCGGUGAACGCCGACGGGUGGAAGUGAGAGCGAAGAAGAGACUGGAGGAGCGGAGAAAAGCAGCGUAA